Molecule: messenger RNA, 468 nt
Organism: Prunus armeniaca (apricot)
Lineage: Eukaryota; Viridiplantae; Streptophyta; Magnoliopsida; Rosales; Rosaceae
Source: the annotation of a GenBank genome assembly
AUGCAUUCUCCAAGUGAAGACCACAUGAAUGCAAUUCUUCAAAUACUUAGAUAUUUGAAGUUUGCACUCGGAAAAAGACUUAUGUUCUCAAAACAUGAUCAUCUGAAUAUUGAUGGUUAUAUAGAUGCAGAUUGGGCAGGUAAUGUAACAGAUAGAAGAUCCACAUUUGGUUACUUCACAUUCGUGGGAGGUAAUUUGGUGACAUGGAGGAGCAAGAAACAUAAGGUAGUAGUUUUAACUAGUGCAGAAGCUGAGUUCAGAGGUAUGACUAAAGGAAUUUGUGAGCUCAUUUGGUUAAGGAAGUUGCUUAUUGAACUUGGGUAUGAACCUACAUCCAUAAUGAAUCUCUUUUGUGACAACAAAGCUGCAAUAGCCAUUGCACAAAAUCCAGUUCAACAUGAUCGCAACAAACAUGUUAAGGUGGAUCAACACUUCAUCUUACAAAAGUUUGAGGCUAAAGUGAUUUAG